AUGCUUGCGAUUCUCGUUUUUGCAGCCAUUGUUUCGGCAUCAAAUUAUGAUACUGCUUUGGGUUCUUCGGUGUUUUAUGAAUGCACUGAGUUGGUUCUGUCCAUAGCGACGUUCUGUGAAAACCCGUAUGAUUAUACGUGCUACUGUCGGAACCCGAAUGCGUUGGCUACGAUAACUGGGUGUUUUGCAACCACCGCAGGAACAGUGAAGUAUGGCAAUGAGUACUUGCUUGGGUUCUGUGAAGAGCUGGGUAUGCCGUUGACGAUGGACCAGAUUACUGGCGCUUAUAAGAAUUACACUAGUCACGGCUUGGAUACGCUGAAGAUGAAUAACUAUAACCAGAGCGAACCAGCUACAACGCCUAUAAAGAUCCCUGAAGAGAAUGCAAAGCUGUUUCGGAACUCGUACAGGCAAAUCAAGAACUCUGUGUUUUUUGGAUCUGGAGCUAUAGCAUACUGGGGGCUUGUUGUGGUGGUUUCUGCUGUGUUUAAUUGGACAGUGGUGUUUAUACCUCUGUCGAGGAAGCUUACUGAUGGACUGUUGGUUAAGUUGAUUAGACGCCAUUUAACCAUGCCAGCGCUACUUGGAAAACGAAGAACCGAGAGUUUCCGUGCUAAAUGGCCGAUUUUCGAAUGGCUUCUUCCUACUAGGCUUGAAACACUCGUUGUGGUUGGCUUUUUCUGGGUUCUCUUCAUUCUUUGUGCUGUGGACGAACAGUACAUACCAGCACCAUGGAGAAAAGAGAAAGUGGUUACCUAUACUCUGGUUGCUGACCGUACAGGUAUCAUAGCUACCAUGUUGACGCCGCUUAUGGUGCUUUUCGCUGGUCGAAAUAGCGUUUUGCAGCUUUUGACUCGUUGGAGAUCUACCACCAUGAUGGUUUACCAUAGAUGGAUCGCCAGAAUGGUCGUUUUGCUUGUGUUGAUCCAUGCUAUUUGUUAUACCAAAGUGCUCAAAUGGCAGAUGAGGUUUUCCUCUGAAAUGGCUGAAAACUACCUUCGUUAUGGUAUAGUUGCAUUGGUCUGUGGCGGUAUAAUCUGCGUCCAGGCACUUCUAUACUUUAGAAGAAGAUGGUACGAUGUGUUUCUUGCUGUACACAUUGUUCUUGCUGUGUUCUGGGUUGUUGGAGCGUGGUACCAUUUAUCAUACAUGGGCUACUCCCAAAUGAUGUAUGCUGUGUUUGCGGUUUGGGGCUUUGACAGGCUUGCCAGAGUGUUACGUCUUUGUUACUUUGGAUUCCCCAAGGCCAGAGUUACCUUGGUUGAAGAUACUUUGAAGGUAGAGAUCCCCAGACCCAAGCACUGGAAACCGGUUGCUGGCGGCCAUAUCUGGGUCCACUUUGGGCUUGGGCUUCAUUUCUGGCAGUCCCAUCCAUUCACUUUCUUUGAGUCUGUGACUGCUGAUAACACCAUUAUUUGUUGUUGCAAAGUCAAAGGUGGAGUAACCAAAGCUCUAGAAAGAAGACUAUGUGGACUUCCAGGAAAGCAAUCUUUAAUUAGAGUCGCUGUUGAAGGUCCAUACGGAGCGCCUAGUCCAGUAACCCGCCAUUCAAAUGUGCUUUUCGUUGCUGGCGGUUCAGGUAUACCAGGAAUCUACUCUGAAGCCAGUAACCUCUAUGAACUCAACAAAAACAGCAAGCAGCGUGUCAAGCUUAUAUGGGUAGUUCGUGAGCUGCGUUCGUUGGCAAUGUUCAUUGACGAGAUGCGGUCUUUGGUGAAACAUGGCAUUGAAACUGCUGUUUUUGUUACCAGGCCUGAGAUCCAUCAUGGAGAAGAGCUCCAGAAGCUAUUUGUUUCAGACAGCAACAGCCAGCUGGAGAAGCAAGAAAAAGUAGAAGAGUCCGUUCGAGAAAUCAAUAUCAUUGAACGUCUACAAGAUGAACUUCCCCAUGUGGAGUUUAUCUCUGGAAGGCCUAAUAUGAGAGAAAUCGUUGGAAGAGAAGUGGAAGAAGCUACAGAAAGCGUGGCUGUGGUGACUUGUGGCCAUCCAUUGUUGGUUGACGAUUUAAGAAGCAUUGUGAUUGACGAGGUGAAGACGUCGCCGAAGAGAGUUGAUUUCUAUGAACAGUUGCAAGUGUGGGCAUAA
This is a messenger RNA of Candidozyma haemuli, 2085 nucleotides long. RefSeq lists its product as uncharacterized. Gene Ontology annotation, biological process: copper ion import; intracellular iron ion homeostasis; iron ion transport. Gene Ontology annotation, molecular function: ferric-chelate reductase activity. Gene Ontology annotation, cellular component: plasma membrane. The coding region runs from base 1 to 2085 and encodes 694 amino acids. The transcript has a single exon. NCBI's taxonomy places the organism in Eukaryota, Fungi, Ascomycota, Pichiomycetes, Serinales, Metschnikowiaceae. The record is from RefSeq and is a predicted model, not a curated record.